UUAUCUCCCUCCAAUCUCCAUCCAUCAGCCGCCUUCCCUCUUAUAUCUCCCACCAUUCAAAACAUUCAUAUAUCUCUCUUUCUUCCAUCACUUUCCACAUGCAUUUGCCAUUUCCCACUUCUUUCUCUCUCCUCAUAUUCAAACUUUUAAAAUAAAACCAAAUUAUUCCUCCCCCCACUUUUAAAAAUUUAAAGCUGUAAAAAUUCUAAGUGUCACACAAAGCAUGCCACUUUAACCCACCCAAAAAAGCCUCUCUCUUUCUCUCUCUUUCCUACCCUUCAAUGGCUUUUGCCUUUCUCUUUACCCCCCACAUCUUCUCUCCUCCCAUUUUCUCUCUCCUCUCCUUCUACACACAAACAUACCACGAUGCGCUUUCUCUGUAAUGCCGACUCGGCCAUUUCAACCUGCAAUCCUAACUCGAGUCAUCAUUAUCAUCGUAAACACAAACGCCCUGUUAAGUUAACUCGUUUCUCUUACACCGACCUCGAAACCGCAACCAAUGGCUUCUCCCCACUUGCCAUCCUCGGAAAAGGCUCCCACGGGGCCGUUUACCGUGCCGUUCUCAGCAACAGCGCUGGUGUCAAAUUCACCGUCGCUGUUAAAAAAUACACGACCUCAAUCAUGGAAACCGCCCAGAAUGAGAUCGACAUACUCUCGAAGAUCCACAGCAGGAGGAUCGUUAACCUUAUCGGGUUCGCCCUUGAGCCACCAAAAUUACUGCUAGUAGUCGAGUACAUGCCUAACGGGUCGUUAUACGAGUACCUUCACCAACACGCUAACCCACCGAGGCUGUCAACCCGGGUUCGGUUCGCUUUACAAAUAGCGAAAGCAAUCCGAACCCUUCAUAACAAGUCCGACCCACCCGUCAUGCACAGAGAUAUCAAGUCCUCAAAUGUAUUACUCGACGAGAGAGAAAAUGCAAGGUUAAGCGAUUUUGGUCUAGCUAUAAAGGCGCAUGUUAGAGAUAUUCGUGUUAUGUCCACCCCACCAGCAGGAACUUUAGGGUACCUAGACCCUUGCUAUCUUGCGCCGGGUGAUCUUAGCACCCAGAGUGAUGUAUUUAGCUUUGGGAUUCUUUUGUUAGAACUUAUUAGUGGAAGAAAGGCCAUAGACGUUGACUAUAGCCCUCCUGCACUCGUUGACUGGGCCCUACCUUUGAUCAAAUCUGGUGUUUACGAAGCCAUUCUCGACCGUCGGAUUAAGUGUUUUGUUGAUCGGACGGUGGUUAAAGAGUUAGCAUUGUUGGCUGCUAGAUGUGUGAGAUCAACGGCUGAAAAACGCCCACCUGUGAAUGAGAUUGCUGAAUGUUUAAAGAAAGUAUAUAGGAGGGUUAAGAUGCAAGGGUUUCCUGUUUGGGGUAAUCUACGGCGGCGCGUGAGACACGUGGGAAGAUCUCAGCCGUUGGAUGAAUUUGACGGCAGUGAUUGGGAAGAGAGUAGGGUGAGUGCACCGAAGUAUGGGAGUAGGAAAUCGUUGUCGGACAGAAAUAGGAAAGUAUCCAAUGUUGAUGGGGAUGAAGGUGAGAUGACACGUGGCGGCGAUCGGACGGUCCGAUUGAGAUCAAAGUCAAUUGGUUCUUUUAGGGAGUUUUUAAAAGUGGGCCCACGUCUAGAGGCAGGUGUUGAUGAGAUUAAUAACACAACUUUGGUUGUUAGAAGGAGGGCUCAAGUUACCGUAAAAAUUUCUUCAGUGAAAUUAAGUAAAUCAAGGUCUAUGAGUAUGUUAUGUAGUGGUAAAAAUGGAUUUGAGGGUAAAAAUAUUCUAAGGAAUCCUCAGGUUAAGGAGCUUGAAGUGUUUCCAUUGUUAGUAACUUGUAAUGGUAGAAAGAUUAAACCUUAGUUCGUAAUCUAAGCGAAGAAUGUAUAUGUAUCUUGUGACCUGUAUCAUGUUUCUUGCCUACACUCGAUAUAUUUAGAAAUAAUUUGUAUCUAAAAUCAAAUUUUUGAAUUGCAUUUAUCAUUUUCCUUAAA
This is a messenger RNA of Beta vulgaris subsp. vulgaris (sugar beet), 1970 nucleotides long. Its product is annotated as serine/threonine-protein kinase-like protein At3g51990. The record is from RefSeq and is a predicted model, not a curated record. Gene Ontology annotation, cellular component: plasma membrane. The transcript has a single exon. Lineage: Eukaryota; Viridiplantae; Streptophyta; Magnoliopsida; Caryophyllales; Amaranthaceae. Gene Ontology annotation, biological process: protein phosphorylation. Bases 367 to 1839 code for a protein of 490 amino acids. Gene Ontology annotation, molecular function: protein kinase activity; ATP binding.